ACCGCGGCCUGGGGACCCCGCUAUGGCCGGGGAACUCUCACCACAACCUGGACACCUUGUGUGGCCUGGGGACACCCACUGUGAUUCAUGGCUCUCAGCCCUCAUUUGUGCCUUGGUGACUCUCACCAAGGCUUCAGGAUCCCAACCGUGGCCUGGGGGCUCUGCCAUGGCCUAGGGAUCUCCACUGUGUCAUGGAGAAUUCCUUGCUCUGGGGCACCUCGGGCUUUUGGGGAUAUCCCGCCAUGUGUGACAGCCAGCGGAUGCCCAGCAGGGCACAGGAGGUGCUCUGGGAACUCUUUUUUCUGGCAAUUUCCUGACAGUGAGUCAUGGUGGUGCCACUCUCGGCCACAGCAGCUGUGCAGGGCUGGAUGGUACUUUCAGGAAGUGAAACGGGUGCCAGGAAAACACCCCAACAGCCCAAGUCCACGCAAGCCCGGCCACGCACAUCCCCUGGCCCUCCCAGUGUGGUGCAAUCUCCAGCACACCGGAUGGACACGAGGAUGAGAAGAGCCCCUAAAGGCCAUGUCUCUGAAGGCCAUGUCCCCAUGGUGGCACGAGUGGGCACAAGAAACUGAGCAGACAGCGGGGUCCUGCACCCACUGGUGUUGGGGCAGUGAGGACAAGAGGGGUGACAGAGGAGGCACAGCUGGCCAUGGCACCAGGGGUCUGGGCAGUACGGGAGGAAGCUGUGGGGAAAUGGUGGAGUGGCAGCACUUGCACCACUGGCCACUUCCGGGCACCCACAACCCCCGGCCCUGACACCGAUGGGUGUCACCACAGCUGGGCUGGGGCUGGCUUUGGGUCUGGGGUCAGAGCUGGCUCUGAGUGAGUCCAGCUCCCUGCUGGGUCAACCAAAUGGCAGACUGGCACACGGUCACAGGCCCCACACAUCAACCCCGAACAUCCCCUCUGCUCUCUGCCCCACACGCCAGCCCUGGAGCAUCCUUGUGCUCUGCCCCACAGCCCAGCUCCAGGUCAUCCCCUGCUCUGACCCAUAUCUGGAAUAUUCCCUGCUCUGCUCCAUGCUCUGCCUCCCCACUGCACUGCUUGGGGCAAUCAACCCCCACCUUCCCAAGCCCUCCAGUCUCAACAGAGUAAUUGGGCAAAACCGAGCGUUGCGAAACCUGGAAAUCCCACUCUGACGGCGCUUCCUUCUAGAGGCUCUUGAAAACCAGCCACGCUGACAGCGGGCUCAGAGAGCAGCCAAGCAGCACUGCAGGCAGGACAGGCAGCAGCAGGCAGCCAAGCGCCUCGGAAGUUUGCAGGUGCUGAGAAGUCUCUGCCCAGGACUCUGCAGUCAGUGGCGGCAAUGGCAUUCGUCCCUGAUUUGGACACACUGGAGAGCAGCAGCCUGAACGAGGAGACGUUGUAUGGCCCCAGCUGUCUGUGCCUGCAGAAGAAGCCCCGACUGGAUUUGGAGGGGACAUCGCCUGGGGUGGACAUCCAGGUGACGGUGACAAAAGGACCCCUUUCCAGGACCUUUCGCCAGGCUGCCAUCCUGGUGGUUGCUGUGACCAAGCUCCAAAAGCAGCUGACAACCAAGGACUUUGCUGACAGUGACCUUGGCAGCUUCUUGGAUGAUAUUUUCGAGCCCAUCUCCUUCCAGCACAUCAGAGGCACUUACACCAGGGCACCCGUUUUCCGCUACACUCGCUCCCAGUCCUUCGACAUCCUGGACAUCGACCACAAGUGCUUCGUACUGGAGUCACCCACCCAGCUGGUGGCCCUGCACCUGCAGGGACCCUCUGCUGGACAGAAAGUGAAGCUCAACAUUGCUCUGUACCGCCCUCGGUCAUCUCAGGGCACUCCAGGGUCUGGAAAGAUGCCGGUGGCAUUGGGCAUCAAGGGCUACCAGCUCUACAUGUCAUGUGUGAUGAGUGGCACCAAGCCCGUGCUGCAGCUGGAGGAAGCUGACAUCAGGAGGGAUAUUGAGAGCGUGGAGCUGACCCGCUUCAUCUUCUACCGCCUGGACAGCCCAGCUGAGGGCACCACCCGCUUCGAGUCGGCCGCCUUCCCCGGCUGGUUCGUUUGCACAUCGCUGCAGCCCCGCCAGCCCGUGGGCAUCACCAACACCCCAGACCAGGUGAACAUCGCUACCUACGAGCUGAGUGGGCGCUGAAGACCCUGCACCAACCCAACCGGCAGUCACCGGUUUUCAGGCUGUAUGUACUAAGUACAACCCCUGGGACACGACCCCCCCUCGCCAUCUAUUUCAUGUGAAAUAGCAGCUCUGGGCCCCAUGGGCUCGAGCCAUCCCAGUCUAUAUUUAUUUAUUUAUUGUGUCUGCCCAUUGCUUUGGUACUUAUUUAUUGUGCCCCCUUAUUUAUUUUUGCUUUUAACUUGUAUGUGGAUGGAGGCGGA
Molecule: messenger RNA, 2361 nt
Organism: Onychostruthus taczanowskii (white-rumped snowfinch)
Lineage: Eukaryota; Metazoa; Chordata; Aves; Passeriformes; Passeridae
Gene: IL1B
Product: interleukin 1 beta
Exons: 6
Coding region: 1310-2119 (269 amino acids)
Biological process (GO): inflammatory response to antigenic stimulus; cellular response to lipopolysaccharide; positive regulation of gene expression
Molecular function (GO): cytokine activity; interleukin-1 receptor binding
Source: RefSeq, a predicted model, not a curated record